AUGAAAUCUGUCUUCGUCCUCGCCAUCUUCGCCGCCGUCGCCACCAGCAGUGUGCACGCUGCUCCGCAACUCGAGAGGCGCGCAGAAUUAGACGAUGUCGCCGUACUAAAUUUCGCGCUUACGCUCGAGCACCUUGAGAACGAGUUCUACUCGGGUGCCCUUGCGAAAUUCGAUGAGAAGGCCUUCACCGACGCCGGCCUGCCCCCAUUUGCUCGCGGACGCUUUGUCGAGGUCUCCGAACACGAGAAGGCCCACGUUCGCCUUCUCAGUAAUGUCCUUGGGGACAAAGCGACGAAGCCGUGCACUUACAACUUUCCGUACAGCGAUCCCAAGUCAUUCGCCGCCUUGAGCCAAAUUCUGGAAGGUGUUGGCGUGUCGGCAUACACUGGUGCUGCCGCGUUCAUCGAGAACAAAGAUUACCUUACUGUUGCAGCAAGUAUCUUGUCCACCGAGGCACGACACGCCGCCUAUGUUCAAUCCGCCGUGAACAAGUUCGCGGGGUGGUCCGGAGCCUUCGACAUUCCUCUGGGAUUGAAUGAAAUCUUCAGUUUAGCCGCACCGUUCAUCACCUCAUGCCCCGACUCUAACCCGAACCUACGGGUGAAAGCGUUCCCCACUCUCACCGUCGUUACACCCAACCUCAAGCCAGGCUCGAAAGCCACUCUCAAAUUCGACUCCCCUAGCGAUUCCGGUGACCUAUACAUGGCGUUCUUUACUGGUCUGGCGAAGAAGUUCGUCAAGAUCGAGAACAAGGAAGUGACCAUCCCAUCCGACCUCCUUGGAACUGUUUACGGGGUUGUCUCCAAGAGCGCAAACUCGACAACGGAUGACGAUGUCGUAGCCGGAGUGGCUGUUUUGCAAUUCAACUUCGAUUCUAGAGGCCACCUUGUUUAG
Messenger RNA from Pleurotus ostreatus (oyster mushroom), 894 nucleotides. RefSeq lists its product as uncharacterized. The coding region runs from base 1 to 894 and encodes 297 amino acids. The record is from RefSeq and is a predicted model, not a curated record. The transcript is spliced from 5 exons. NCBI's taxonomy places the organism in Eukaryota, Fungi, Basidiomycota, Agaricomycetes, Agaricales, Pleurotaceae.